This is a messenger RNA of Parnassius mnemosyne (clouded apollo), 5388 nucleotides long. NCBI's taxonomy places the organism in Eukaryota, Metazoa, Arthropoda, Insecta, Lepidoptera, Papilionidae. The record is from the annotation of a GenBank genome assembly.
AUGUCUGAUAGUAUUAAAGAAUUGUGUAAGAAGUACGAAGAAAAUGUGGCGAGGCAGCACGCGAGGAGCGUUGGGUUGUUUACAAUCCCUGAAUACCCGGAGUUGGAGGCUGAGCGAGGCAUGUGGUCCACCGCGCUCGACGCAAUCCUCACGACCCUGCGUUACUUGGCGCCGGCUACACUACUUACGUUAUUGUGGAGCCAACAGAAUUUCAUCUUUAAGCUACUUAAAUAUAUCAACACUGCUUUUAGAUCUCUGUUUUUCUCGAACGAAGAGCAGAAACAAGCAGUAUUGCAAUGGCUGUCAGAAUAUGGUCCGGUACGUGUAGACAACUUGAGCACAGUAUGGAGGCAUGGCUGGAUUUUGUGCGGCGUUCUCGAUACUGCACUUCCUGGCGCUUGUGCAGGCCACCCUCCUACUAGCCUCUCUCUGAAACACGCUCAAUCAAUAGCCGACCACUACCUCGGCGUCGAACCGGUAUUUUCCCGUGAGGAACUAGAGUCAAAUGAUACAUUAAGUAAAAAUCAAGAAUGGAGGCUCACUACAUAUAUAGACCGCUUACGUCAUGCUUUAUCGAAAAUUACUCCUCCUGUCUUGAAACCAAACACAGAAAAGACAUAUCCGGAGAAAACCCAGUUUACUCUCGAUUAUAUAGCGAGAGGUUCAGGAUUGUCUGCUGCCCAAAUAAACAGACCAAUGUAUUUCAAAAUAUAUCCAACGUCGCAACAAUCUAUAGAUCCUGGAGAAAUAACAGUUAUAAUUAAAGGUCCGGAAGAUACAUACGGCAUGAAAGUUGUGCCUCCAUUAUUAGGCAAGGCACAACUGAUAAGGCAGCAAUUGCUUGAUGUACGAUCACAAACGAGCUAUACAGAAAACGCUUUACCUUUAGCACACGGCGCCACAUAUUUACGCAGUUAUGGAAAAAACGAUAUGACAAAAACAUAUUAUGUACCUAAAACAAAAUAUAACAUCGAUAUUGACGUGGAAUCAACUACAGAUCACAUAAAGAUAGGUUACAUUGUAAAUUUAAAAGGUAAAUACGAAAUUUCAAUUACAAGUAAAGGUCAAAAUAUAAUCGGAUCACCUUUUACUAUAACAUCCUCUAAUAAUAUACUUGGACUACUAGAAAAAGAAAGUUUUUGUCUUGAAGACGGAGAAGAAAUAGAUAUAGUCGAUGUAAAGACUGAUAGAAAAGUUGUGCUAAGAAUUGUGGACUUCGUAACGGAAAAAAUGCUACUGAAGGAAAACGGUACCUUAGAAAAAAUCAGCGAGGAAGAAGCUAAGUACCUGAUGGAAAAUGACGUCAAAAUAGAAAACAUACCAAAUCUUAAUACCCACAACUUAAGUAAUAUCCCCUCCAUAGAAUUUAACGAAAGUAACAAGAAAUGUAAAUUUAACGAGAUCGCUAAUAAAGUUUUAAAAAUUAAUAAAGUUUGUAAAGUGUUCCAUGAUUCAAGUAAUGAUAAGGAAAAUGUAUUAAAAAAGGAAGAUGUAAAUUUUCAGACAAUGAAUCAACAAGACAUUCCGGACAUUAUAAAUUCUACACUUAAUGAAAUAAAUGUAAGCCCAUUAAUGUUAACAAACAAGCAUGAUAAAAUUAUUAUUCCAGAAAAAAUUUCUGUGUCAAUUUUAACUGAAAGAACAGAAUUAAAUGAGAUUGACAAGUUCAGCGACAAUUCUACAAAUGAUAGUAAUAUCUCAGAUAAAAAGGAUGAAAUAACACAAUUUAAAAUAUUACGUGGCACUUCAUUAAUAAAAGAUGAUAUAUCAAUGCACGCUAUAUUAUCGUCAAGUAAUCCAUUCGUAACUGAGUCGAGUAACUAUGAGAAAAAGUUGGGUGAAUGUAAAACUUCGAAGUGCGAGUCAAAAAAACCUCAAAAUGAAGAGACAUGUGAUACUUCAAUGAAAAUUACUAUUGAAAAAUCUGAACCUGUAAUUCAUAGUAACCCUUUCAUAGAUUUUGACAUUUUAGAAGCUGAUCAACCCAAAUCUUCAGAGUUUAAAAUUGUUCCAGUUGGUUCAACUUGUACAGACGAUUCAAUUUAUGUAGAUUCCAUUUCACACAAUAUGACUAAAAUAAUGGAUGACGAAUUUUCAAACCCAUUUCGAUCAAGCAAAAACCGAUUUUCAAGCGACAUCGAGCAAAGUUUGCCUGUGACUGAUUUUAUUAUAGGUGCGCCUGUUUCCUUGCCUCCAAACAUAAAAUCGCUUUCACAAGAAACAGAUACGGAACCUCUUGGUAAGACAAAUGAAAAACCAACUUUAGCAAACAGCAAUGAAGAUAACAAUGAAAUAAUGACCAUUCCCUUAGGUGUUCUUAAUCCUAACACGCAAUACGACGAAAUAAAAAAUAACAGAAAUACAGAGUCUGACCUGACAGAGUGUUCCAGUAUCAAUUCAAAUAUAACUGACGAAAUAGAUGACCGCAAUGCUUCUCCUAAAAAAGAACUACGAGAUUCUGCAUAUGUAAGUAUAGAUGAAAACCACACAUCACCAGAUAAUAAUAAUAAUGAGAACAAUACGUCAAAAGAAACACAAAGUAAACAAAAAUGUUUAAACUUCAAAUAUAUUCCUUCAAACAUUGGCCCAGCUGAAAGAGAGUUAUGGGAAAACUGUAUAGAAUUAAAAGAAGAUAAAUGUAAUAAAAUCCAUGAUGAAAUUACAAAUCUUAACAAAUGGGAUGUAAAAAAAUCACAAUUUAUGCCAAUUUUGGAAGAAAUCGAUAAAAAAGCUUCUUCAUGCACGAAGGGAGCAAAAUCUGAAAGGGCUGACACUGAUUCAGUAACAACAGUCUUUGCCGAAAUAAAUGAAUCGUAUGAUGAUUAUUUUCCAAGUUCAGAAAAAGUUAGUGAAACAAGUGAAAUUAAAAACCAUAACAGCUUGGAAGAUUUAUACGGAACUGAAAACAAGUGCGAAUAUGUCAAAUCUGCAUCUGAGAAAGAAUCAGAUGUGAUGAGACAUGGAAAACAAAUAGAGGGAAAGAUUUCUGAGAUUCAGGCACAUGUUACUGAAUCAGUUUCAGUAAGUCAGACCCUUCACGUCGAUAAAAACGAGAGUAGCAAUGGAUAUCCAAAUCGUAAUGAAGUAAUGCAUAGAGAUAAAACAUACACAAAUAUUGUUCUGGAAAAAAAGAGAUAUUGGGAUGAAAGAAUACGCUUGAUAGAAGCCAAAGAUGAAGAGUCAAGAGCACAGCAAAAGAAAAGACGUCUUUCUGCAAAACAAUUAAGACAUAAUGACAGUAAAAGAAGAGGAAAGCAAAUUGUACAAAAAUAUCUAAAUGCUAAUGAAAGUUUUCAAAAUCAAAAUAAAGUAAAUGACAUUCAACAGGUAGAGAUAAUAAAAUAUAAUAGUAAAAUAUCACAAAUUGAUGAAGGCAACAAAGGUGAUAUAAAGCGGGUCAAAAAUUGGAAAGCAUUUUGGGAUAACAAACUAGAACUUGAAAACAAUGAAAUUCAGAUAUCUUGCUUUGGAACGAAUUCUCCAAAAACCCACACUAAUUCUUCAAUUAAAAAUGAUAAUUUUGAUGAAACUGAUAUAGAUUCCAAAACUCAAGCUAACAAUUCAAAAUCCUCAAUGCCAGUAAAACAAGAAAUACCUGAAGAAGUGUUCAAAGCGUUUGAAACGAGCCCUAAGAGGUUUUUUGGAACUUCUAGAAAACAAAUUUUAAAUAAAAUAGACACUUUUUUAGGAAAACCAAAUGCCGUAGAGGAACCUUUGAUUGAUAAUACCAAAGAAACUUAUGAAAGCGGUUUGGUAUCCAGUCGAAUUUCUUUGUUUCAUAACAUAUCUCAAAAGGAAGAGGUAUCAUGGACACAAAGCAAAAGUCAAUCUUUGUAUAACAUAAAUCAGCAAAAUGAUAAUUUAAGUGAAAAUAAUAAUAACCCUAUUUUAAACCACUCAAGAUAUAGUAAAGAAAAAUCUGAAAGGGUUAAUUAUUCACAAUCAACACAUGAACAAACAAUAAAUAAUGAAAAACACUUAUCAGAGACAGUUAAAAGUGUUUCAUUGAAGGAAAAACGGGCUCGAAUAACUGAUCAAUUUUACACAAAGAGCACUGACGAAACUAGUUACCACAGAUUAAUAGAAAGUGAUUCCCCACAUCAAGGUUCUUGUGUUCAAAAGACUGUUAAGUUCAUUAAUAGACAACACCCAGAUCAGGCAAAUUAUAAUUGUAAUAACGUUUACAAACUCUCAAGCAGUAAAUCAGAAAUGGAUAUAUUCAAUAAAUUUGCAAAUACGUCGCACGAUGAAGACUUCGAUAAACACAAAUCAUGCGAUGAAUUACCAAAAAUUAAUGUCAAAAGUUUUAUAUCGUUAUAUGAAGACGUCUCGAAGAGUUCAGAGAUAAAAUCGAUGAGAAAAUCUAAUAACACAAGUCCUGAAGGUUCUGUGAAACAGUUCAAAUCUACGAGUUCAAUUUUUGGAACUCCUGAUACAAAGAAAUCCAUCGAAAAUAAUUUAAGCUUAAAAAAACAAAACAGUAUAACGCUAGAUGAGACAAAUACUCAUCAAAGAGAAUUAACAGGUGAAGUAAAUUUACAACGCUCUUCAAUUAAUAGUAUAGAGAAUUCAAAAACAAACGAUGAUUCAUUUGAAAGCGAUGAAAUUUCCAGUAAGGAUUUCGAAAAAGAAAGCACAUAUAUAAGCCUGUCAGAUAUUGAAUUAGAAAUAGUAGAAAAACUUUCAGAAAAAUCUGUUGAAACGUCACCUGAAAGAGACGUUGAUAUUGAUCCAACCGACUAUAAAUCUCGCUUUAAAAUGGCAAAGGAAUACUUUCAGUCCCUGGAAGAACUAAGGAUAAUAAAGAAACCAAACAAGUUAAACGAAUGCGAACUAUUAUUGUACAAUAAGCCAACAGAAUCUCUCACAGAAAACAAACAAACUAAACAGCGUAAAACGAAAUCUAAAUCACAUACGAUGCCAUCCUCACAAAUCUCUGAAUUUAUCAAUCAGUUACAAGAACAACAUAAUGAAAAUAAAGACCACAAACCUAUAAAGAUUUCUGAAAAAUUUCACGUUGAAGAUUUAUUUACGGACGUAAUGGAAGGUAGAUUUAGCAGACAAGGUAGUUUGAGAGGUAUUCCUCACAAAAAAGCCGUCUUAGAAGCAUUUAGAUCAAUGGAAAAUAUUUCGAAACACACAUUAAGUCCAUACGAGUUUGCUGUGACUCAUUUAAAUGAUUUCACAGUAGAAAAUAAAAUAAGAAAUGCUCAGACAUACCUUAGUGAAUACCCAUACUUACCAACAACCGACCCGUCCGAGUAUCACUCGAGAUUAGAUGCUAAAGCUUCUGGUUUAAUAUCAUUUAAAGAGCUUCUAUCCAAAAAGGUGCGAAGGAACAGUGUGCCAGAUUUAAGAAUGAAUACUUCAUUUACCGUUGACUUAUAA